Molecule: messenger RNA, 6579 nt
Organism: Electrophorus electricus (electric eel)
Lineage: Eukaryota; Metazoa; Chordata; Actinopteri; Gymnotiformes; Gymnotidae
Gene: abl1
Product: abl oncogene 1, non-receptor tyrosine kinase
Biological process (GO): protein phosphorylation
Molecular function (GO): non-membrane spanning protein tyrosine kinase activity; ATP binding; protein binding
Source: RefSeq, a predicted model, not a curated record
GGAAAUAUGGCGGCCCCUGCGUCGACGACUACUCGAUAGACAUUUAUUCCUCAAAAGAAUUAUUCGGAGUUUAGGAAAUACAGUAAGACAUCAACGGUAUUAACACCAAGAGUUUGUGCCUUCCCUGUGUACGCAGGAAACGGUCUGACAGCGCCCGGACAAACGUGAUAAAGGCAGGCAGAGUGUCCGUGUUGGAGUGCCUCGGGUACGGGAGUGUUUGAAGCACGGGAGGGAGAGACGAACGAAAAGCUUGGACACGGAAGUUGAGGAAAGGAAUUUGGUACCAAAUAAUGAGCUCUUAAUCUUCAGGAUUUGUUUUUGGAGAAGCUUCCCUUUGGAUUCAUACGUUACACUCUAUGCUUACGGGCUGCUGCAAAACUUGCCAACUUAGUUAACCUGUUGUUGACUAUCGCGUGAAGCUGAGGCGACUUGAGCCGAGCAAACUGGGGAUUUGUUAGCUAGGAGAUGCUAAGUUUGCUCUAACUUUUAUGUUCACUUAUAGGUGAGCGCUAACAUGUAAAAAUUAUGCUUCGUCAGCUACUGUGCUUAUUGGUAAUGCAAGCGGUUUGUCCUGACUUGGAAUUCAGUGUGUUGAGUUAUAGCUUGCUCAAAUGAAGCACCAUAAUAUUGGGAGCUUUGAUCAUUUCGCUCUUGUUUAGUCUGAUAUACGUGUGCUAAUCAGUUGCUCUGUUUAAUUCCCUAGAACCGACUAAUGACUACUGCUAGGCUUGGGGUCUUCUGAUCAUUUUAAAUAUUCAGGUUUACUGUGAAUUGUCAGUUUACCAUUGCAUUCUGAAUGCCUUAUACGUAGGCCUGUACAGAAAAAUAAGUAAAAUUAGUUGCAAAAUAAAAGCAGUGUUAAACUGGCAGUAACUAAAUCUUAUCCCUACAUAGACUAUUGACUUGUACAGUUCCCAAAACAGCUGCUGGUGGUGGCAGGUCCUCAGUGACUGUUGGCUGAAAAACAAGAUGGUCCUCCCCCGCUUUGACAGUGUUUUUAUAUCUGCUCCACACAUUACUGUGCCCCUAGGUAUUUUAAUUAUAGUGUAAAAGUGUUUUGAUGUCUUAGAAAUAUUCAAUGUAUUAAGUGUUGCUGCUCUUUUUUUAGGUUGUUUUAGAAUUUUUUUGCAGAUAGCAGCUCAUAAUGCAGCAGCCAGUUACUGUCCUACCUAACACUUCCAAACUCAGAAUGUAGUGGGUUAUUUUUAAUAUUGAUUUUGUUUUUUUUUUAAUAAUAUUUUUUAAUUAAUUUGUUGUUGUUGUUGUUGUUUUUUAGACUGUUUACAUCCUGAGCUAUGACACUAUUUGGUGGUACGAUUAGAUUUUGUAAUGUGGUUGAGAUUGCCUCAGUUGUUAUGGAGCUGUUGACAGUUUAUGCAUAAAGUGUAAAAAUCCAUGCCUUGAGAUUAGUUGCACCGUAGCAUAAGAGUGGAGCCCUCAAUGCGUGAUACGGACAAAGCAUCAAAGAUCUGGACACAGUGUCUGCCUUGCCACUGUGGAGGACACAGAAAAAACUACGUGGUGUCCCAAGUGGGAUUUGGAAUCUGGUGGUCCUGUCUGACAGAGAGUGUGCUUGUUGAGGCGGUCUACGCCACGGAAGGGUUCCCUUUGACUGGGUGUCAGUCCUCCACCUGCCCGACACUGAAGCCGUGAUUGACAUCAGCUGUGCUUUGGGGCUGCGGCCCGGCCACCUGCCCUUAUGGGGCAGCAGCCAGGGAAGUUUGUUGGGGACCAGAGACGACCAAGUUUGCCUGCUCUGAACUUCAUCAAGGGUGGCGGAAAGAGAGACUCAUCGCGGCAUGGUGCUCAGCACUGCAACGUGUUUGAAGUUCACGAAGCUCUUCAGCGGCCGGACUUCGAGCCCCCUGGUCUGUCUGAGGCUGCACGAUGGAACUCCAAAGAGAACCUUUUGGCGGGGCCCAGUGAAAAUGACCCCAACCUGUUCGUAGCACUGUAUGACUUUGUGGCGAGUGGUGACAACACUCUCAGCAUAACUAAAGGGGAGAAGCUGCGCGUGCUCGGCUACAACCACAAUGGGGAGUGGUGCGAGGCGCAGACCAAGAACGGCCAGGGCUGGGUGCCCAGCAACUACAUCACACCCGUCAACAGCCUGGAGAAGCACAGCUGGUACCACGGGCCCGUGUCGCGCAAUGCCGCUGAGUACCUGCUCAGCAGCGGCAUCAACGGCAGCUUCCUGGUGCGUGAGAGCGAGAGCAGCCCGGGCCAAAGGUCUAUCUCGCUGCGCUACGAGGGCCGCGUCUACCACUACCGCAUCAACACGGCCUCCGACGGCAAGCUGUACGUGUCCUCUGAGAGCCGCUUCAAUACGCUGGCCGAAUUGGUGCAUCACCAUUCCACAGUGGCGGAUGGUCUCAUCACGACACUACACUAUCCUGCACCCAAACGCAACAAGCCCACCAUCUAUGGGGUUUCGCCUAACUAUGACAAGUGGGAGAUGGAGCGUACAGACAUUACUAUGAAACACAAGCUAGGUGGAGGCCAGUAUGGAGAGGUGUACGAGGGAGUCUGGAAGAAGUACAACCUCACUGUAGCUGUGAAAACACUAAAGGAGGACACAAUGGAGGUGGAAGAGUUCCUAAAGGAGGCUGCAGUCAUGAAAGAAAUCAAACAUCCAAACCUGGUCCAGCUAUUGGGCGUCUGCACACGGGAGCCUCCCUUCUACAUCAUCACUGAGUUUAUGACCCAUGGUAACCUGCUAGACUAUCUUCGCGAGUGUAACCGCGAGGAGGUGAGCGCUGUGGUGCUGCUCUACAUGGCCACUCAGAUCUCCUCUGCUAUGGAGUACUUGGAGAAAAAGAACUUCAUCCACAGAGAUUUGGCUGCCCGCAACUGUUUGGUUGGGGAGAACCACUUGGUAAAGGUGGCGGAUUUUGGUUUGAGUCGUUUGAUGACGGGGGACACAUAUACAGCUCAUGCAGGAGCCAAGUUUCCUAUCAAAUGGACUGCACCAGAGAGCUUGGCAUAUAAUAAAUUCUCCAUCAAGUCAGAUGUUUGGGCUUUUGGAGUUCUGUUAUGGGAGAUUGCGACCUAUGGGAUGUCCCCAUACCCUGGAAUUGAUUUGUCUCAAGUAUAUGAACUACUAGAAAAAGACUAUCGCAUGGACAGGCCUGAGGGAUGCCCAGAGAAGGUCUAUGAACUUAUGAGAGCCUGUUGGAGAUGGAACCCAGCAGAUAGGCCAACCUUUGCUGAGACACAUCAAGCAUUUGAAACGAUGUUUCAAGAAUCCAGCAUUUCUGAUGAGGUGGAGAAGGAACUGGGGAAAAAGGGUAAGAAGCUGACACUUGGCCCAAUACAGCAGGCCCCAGAGCUCCCCACCAAAACUAGGACACUACGUAGAAACAUGGACAAAGAUGGGGAUAGCCCUGAUGCUGUUGAGGCAGAUGUAGCUGUGUCCCCGAUGCUUCCUCGAAAAGAGAGACCUCUUGUAGAUGGCAACCUGAAUGAGGAUGAUCGGCUGUUGCCCAAGGAUAAGUCCAAGAGCAGUCUCAACCCCUUCAACUUGAUCAAAAAGAAGAAGAAAACGGCUCCUGCCCCUCCUAAACGUAGCAGCUCCUUUAGAGAAAUGGACGGGCAUGCCGAUCGCCGAGGACUAGGAGCUGACUCCAGGGAUGACUUCAACAAUGGCUCAUCAUUUUCAGAUGCCGCUCAAGGCAUAGAACCGUCAAAGUUCUUUUGUGUCAAUAAUAAUGGUGCUGGGGGUGUCACUAAUGGGGCCCCCAUGUAUCCUGGUCAGAUCUUCCCUCCACAUCCACGAAAAAAGGGCACAAUAGCAACUCCAAGUGGGAAGAUGGCCACGACACUCCCAUGUGAGGAAGAUACCAUAUCCAACUCUAAGCGUUUCCUGAGGUCAUCAUCAGCCUCCAGCAUGCCCCUUGGGUCUGAGCGUAUAGAGUGGAAGUCAGUCACGCUCCCCCGUGACCUGCAGUCUCGUCACUUUGACUCGGGCACCUUUGGGGACAAACCUGCCCUGCCCCGCAAGAGGGCAAGUGAGCUAAAACCAGAGUGUGUCCCACGUCGUGGCACCCUUACUCCCCCUCCGCGCUUGCCCAGGAAGACCGAUGAUGCUUCAGAUGAGGUUUUCAAGGAUGCUGAGUCUAGUCCAAGGUCAAGCCCACAGACACUAACCCCGAAGCUGAGUCAUCGGCCACAAGGGCAGACUGAUGGCUCCAAAACUAGUGCCUUGCAGGCAGAGCUUCUCAAAUCCAGUGUGUUUCCUGCCCUUGGGGCUGCUGGGGAGGAGUGCAGAGCACGCAGGCACAAACAGCCUCUAGAAAUCUCUGCUCAGAGGGAGCGAGAGAGGGACAGGGGGAAGUUCGCAAAACCGAAGCCCACUCCUCCUCCACCGCCACCUUCAAAUGUCAAAUCUGGAAAAAGUUCAAGAAGCCCCACUCAAGACCUAACCUCUGACACUAAAGUUAAAGUCACUCCUGAUCCAAGCCCCUCAAGCCCUGUCUCAAGUGAACAAGGAAGGCCUCUCCUAACUCCAAAUGAGGGCACCAAAAAACUCAGUUCCUCAAAAGGACAGCCAUCAAAGGGCACUUCCAGUUCUCCCACGAGUCCAUCACUGGUGGCUGGGUCAAACUCUCCUGUUGGUGAUCAGGCCACAGCUACUGCUUUUAUCCCUCUCAUGACUACACGGCGCUCCUUGCGAAAAACACGUCAGCCAACUGAGCGUUUUUCCAGCUCAGCCAUCACACGGGAGAUGGUUCUGGAGAGCACUGAGCUCCUGCGUACUGCCAUCAGCAGGAACUCAGAGCAGACAGGCAGCCACAGUGCAGUCCUGGAAGCUGGCAAGGACCUGUCCAAGUACUGCGCAAGCUACGUAGAGUCCAUACAGCAGAUGAGAAACAAGUUUGCCUUUCGUGAGGCCAUCAACAAGCUAGAAAGCAGCCUCAGGGAGCUGCAGAUCUGCCCUACAGCCACUGGGGGCACCAGCACACCACAAGACUUUACCAAGCUCCUGUCCUCUGUCAAGGAGAUCAGUGACAUUGUUCAGAGGUAGCUGAAGAGCCUGAAUCCGCCAUUGUUCCUUCUUCCCUACUCUUCAUGGCAACAAUCGGAAUAAUGAUCUUGUAAAACUAGAUGGGUUGGGGGUGGCUUUUUCUGAAUGGCUGAGACAUACAUUUUUCCUGAAUGGCUGAGACAUACAUUUUUCCUAAACAAAAUUAAUACGCAUCUUUUCACAAAAUACUGGAGGAGACAAAGUUUUGUUACUGUGCAAAGAUUCAUAGAAACCAUGCCUUGAGGGUUUAUCAUCAAAAAAUCUUGAAAUACAAUUCAGUUUGCUGAUGCAAGAGCCAAGACCAAGUGUUAAUUGAGAACAGUUGGAUCCUGAAUUCCACUUUGCAUAUACGUGUUCCUUUUCUCCUCACACUUUUCCCCAGAUAGCCCUCUGUCAUGUUGCUGUGAAGGUUUCAAAAGUCAAACCUUGUAUGCAAUAUCUUUCAGCUCCCAUUGCAUAGAAACCAAGGUAAAUACACCUUUAGGGGACCUUUUACUACGUACAAAGAUCUUGCACAUGGCAGAAACGUGUAUCCUUCUUCUAGACUUUUGUUCCCCAGCUGGCCUAUAAUUUCUUUCUUGUGGUUGCAACCAUUCUUGUAAACCAUCUUGCCUUUUCAUGUGUGACGUUAAUAGUCCCAUGAUGUGAGGAAUGGUUGUUCAUACUGAGACCAGUUAAGUAUUAUACAAUCACUGUGUCAUGAAAAGUUCCAGAUCAGUACAAUUCUUUCCACCGUGCUGCUGGCCUUUUAAACAAUUGUGCCUUAAACGCUAUUGCUUAAACAACAUGGAGUAGCCCUUAAGCGUCACCAAGAAUCAGCAACAGACUGAAAAAAGACUGACUGAACGUUGUAAGUUAUAUAUUUGUCUACAGUAAUGGACAUGGAUGUUUGAUUCUGAACACUACUGUCUCCAGGAGCUGGAGAAGGACUGGUACACAAGACCAGCAACAUGAGGACCUAUGUAUCUGAAUGUUUUAUUUUAUAUUAUAUUGUGAAAGAAUGUCAGAUACCACUCAAUGAUGUCAUUUCCUAAUACUCUGCACACCACUCUCAGAACUGCCAAAAGACUUAAAGGGUUAGAAUCACUAACAUCAAGGAUGUCCCUUCAGAUCUUUUGCUGCAAGUCUUAUGGUUCAGUGGCACCAUCACUUGACUUAUAACAAGGACUGACACAUUGAGUGCUAAGAAAUUGUAUACUUAACAAACCAAUGAACCUUCACUGCUAAGUCAAAAAACUCUUGCUAAAAUGUUCCUUGUUUUAUUUGUAUAAUUAAAAUGCAGUUGUUUUACAGUAUUAGUGUUAGCAUUUGCAACACUUAGCCCUCUGACUGCGAUGCUUAAGGAUGAAGCCAACUACAUGUGUCAACAUGGUACUACCGAUGUUGAUUUUUUUUUUUUUUUUUUAAAUCAUAAAUCAUGCCACUACUCUUUCUAUGCGAGCAUCCGUUUUGUACACUAAUUUGCUCGUCUUUGUAAAUACACACUUUUUUCUUCCUGUAACCAUGGUUCAAUUUGUUGCAUAAAAUAUAAAGCAGUUUUGCUACUUGAAACAUCA